Paraphaeosphaeria sporulosa is the source of this 1660-nucleotide messenger RNA. RefSeq lists its product as uncharacterized. Gene Ontology annotation, molecular function: zinc ion binding; DNA-binding transcription factor activity, RNA polymerase II-specific. Gene Ontology annotation, biological process: regulation of transcription by RNA polymerase II. Lineage: Eukaryota; Fungi; Ascomycota; Dothideomycetes; Pleosporales; Didymosphaeriaceae. The transcript has 4 exons. The coding region runs from base 68 to 1285 and encodes 405 amino acids. The record is from RefSeq and is a predicted model, not a curated record.
UAAUACUCGUACGCGCCGCCGCUGCGUAUACGCUCGUACUCGUUCUUUCUCAUCACGUUGGAUCCUGAUGUCAGACGCCCUGCCGACACCCAGCGAGCCUGCCGACUCGCCGGAGGGAAGCGACGGUGUGGCACGCCGGCCGUCUCCAGAAGAAGGAUCUGCACGGGGCGCUGAGAACAAGGCAAUCAAGAGGCGAGCGCAUCGCAAGUCACGAUUCGGAUGCAAGAACUGCAAACUUCGACGGAUCAAGUGCGAUGAGCGGAAACCGGAAUGUUUAAAUUGCAGAAACCGACAGGUCCGCUGUGACUAUCUGCCCUCCUCCCAGGCGGCGGUGACAACAGCAGCACCAAGCCCUGCAGAGGCAGUAGUAGCGCCCAGUCUGUUCGGGGCACUCAAUGUCGAAGAUUUAGAGCUCAUGUACCACUGGACAACGUCUACCAGCGCUACACUUUCUUCCCAGACCAGUGGCGCCAUCUUCUGGCGCACGCAGGUGACCGAGCUCGCGCUUUCACACCACCAUAUCCUUCAUCUAAUCCUGUCCAUCACAGCAAGCCAUCUCGCACGCUUUCGACCGCAACGUCGCGACGAAUAUGUUGCGCUGGCUGACCAUCACUACGCCACUGCACUUCCCGUGGUGACAGCCGAACUAUCACAUCUGCACCAAGACAACUGUGAUCCGGUUCUUCUCUCCGUACAGCUCAUUUGCACCUUCACCUGGGCACGAGGGCCACAGCCCGGGGAGUAUCUCGCCUUUGGAGAAAAGGGACGUUCAGAUUGGCUUGUAAUGUUCCGCGGCAUCCGCACCACGUUGGAAACAGUGGGUUACGACAACUUCACGCGCUCUAUGGCACCCAAUAUCCGUGCGCAUGCUAAACCGCUUCCCAAUGUCGCCGGCACGCUGGCUUACGAAGAGCCGCUUGCUGAGCUGAGCGAUUACAUUCAAUAUGCCAGCAAACCAGCCCAGCUUUCUCAAAAUGUCUAUGCGCAUCAAGUGUUGCUCGAAUGUUAUUCCAACCGUUACGGCGGCGUGGAUGGCGAGUAUCACAUCGUAUUUGCGUGGCUAUUCCGCAUGCACGAGGAGUUCUUGGAGGCACUGCAAAGACAUCAGACCGUACCGCUCGUCAUAUACGCGCACUUUGCGGUACUAAUGAAUGACAUGGAGAGCUUCUGGUACAUGAAAGGCUGGACAACGCACGUACUUGCGGGUAUCUGGAACAUACUAAGGGACGAAGAUAGGGUGCACAUCCGAUGGCCGGUGUCAGUGGUUGGUUGGAUACCUCCGUGAGACUGUCUUGCGAAUACCAAGUCCCUUUGCCGCCAUCGUCAUACUCCAAAAUGGAGCAUUAAAUGUUUCCGGACAAAUCAGUACAAAGAAUCGCCAACAUCUAUCUCAGCAUAAAGUGAUACAACAACAUUGGGAAAGAAGCAUACUUGAAUGGACAGAUGCCCCUUGUCGUCAAAACGAAGGUUGUCGUAUGGUGCUUUCUGGCGUUGAGCAAGAGUGUAAGCACGUCAUACAAUAGUUGUACUGACAACGAUCUCAUUGCCUAUUGUCCUUGAACAUGAGUCAAUGCGACCAGGAUAUCGUUCUUCUGUACAUUAUGGCACUCUGCACCCGUCGGUAUUGGUAAAUUCCUAAAACAUUGCUUUGAUGCAAAUG